Molecule: messenger RNA, 2058 nt
Organism: Cadophora gregata
Lineage: Eukaryota; Fungi; Ascomycota; Leotiomycetes; Helotiales; Ploettnerulaceae
Exons: 2
Coding region: 146-1915 (589 amino acids)
Source: RefSeq, a predicted model, not a curated record
CCUGUUUCCCCGGUUAUUGACAUGGCCUGCUCUUCCUCCUGAAUCAACUCCCACUCAUUCCUGUUGCUCUGACCAGAAAUGGUCUGAAUCCCCUCAUUUGCACUCCUCUGUAUCGUACUCUAAUUCUUGCAUAUAUAAUGCCUAUAUGACUGUCACAUACGCACCAGCUUAUUGUUAUUAUUUGUUGAUUUUUCUUGGCGGAUCCAAUUGUUUUGUUGACUUUCAGCAAAGCCAAAGCAUACUUCGACACAAACGACACCUGCUCUACUGGCUUACACUCGCACAACGAACUGCGUACCCCUCCAUACUCGAACAAGAAGCUCUAAAGCUGUCCCCGAGCACGUUAUGCAAUAUGGCAUCCACCCGCCGAAGAUCAUCAGUUAGCCGUGCGUCGGUCGAGUCGAUUUUGAUUUCAGGGGAAUCGACCCAGCCGGCAGCUCCUCCAAGUCCUCACGUCGGAACUUCCCCAAACAGAGCACAGUCUGCGAUGUCGCCGCCUCCUCGACCAGUAAUGGGACAUGCUCGUGCCUUGUCAUACACUCCGCGACGGCCCAAUCGACUGUCAUUGAGCUUCCCGGUAGCCCCCAAUAACAACGGGAACGAAUCUGCGCGAGCAACUCCUACUUCGUCGAACAUGCCAUCAUUUCCCCCAACUCCGAUAGAACAAAUACCUCUGCCAUCUCCAGAUGAACAUAACUCUUUCCUUGUUGCUUUAGCUGGACAAGAGAGAAAGGUAUUGGAGUUGAAGGAGGAACUUGCCAAAGCUGAAGGCGAAUUAAGCAAGCUGAAGAAGCAAUACGCACGCCACGAGGCAAGCAGGAAAAGGGCAGAGGUGCGACAUGUAGAGCCAUUACAGACCGUUGUAGCGGAGGGCUCCGGCAGUGAGGAUCCAUCAGUUAUGCCACGACUGAGUGCGGAUAUGGACAGGCGGAGAGCUCUGCUCAACAGUCUCAAUAUACCCAAGGAGACACGGCGAAAGUUCUCAGGUGCCCAUACCCGGACACUCUCACUUCUCUCUCCUGAGCGAACGAACUUCCAUCAGCCGCAGCCAUUUCCACCCGUCAUGGAAUCAUCAGCCGAGCACCAGGGCCUGCCGAAAAGUCUUACAAUGCCAGAUACCAGUCAAGGACUCCGAAGAAUCUCGUCCAGUCGCGCAAACGCAAGACAUUCUUAUCAGAUCGGUGUGCCUCUAGGUGCGAAACAGCUUGCCGAGGAUCUCAAGUCCGGAAUGUGGACUUUCCUUGAAGACUUGCGCCAGGCGACCGUUGGGGAUGAGGCUGUCAAUGGAACUUCAAGUAGAACGAUCUUGGAGCCUCCUCAGAGUGGGCCCGUGAGGAAGAGCAGUAAGAGCAGUUUGACGAGCAAUGAUAAAGGCAAACGUGGGCAAUCACCAAGAUCAAUGUCUCCGCGCACAUGGGAAACUUUGACUGGAAGCAGUCCCCUCAUCGACCUGGGAAUUGAGGAACCAGUCCGGCCCCGAGCAAGAUCACCAUCGACGAUUAAAAAAUCUCGGCCACUCUCUCUUGCAGCACCCCCUUUAGACGACCUCGAUGAUGACUGGGCCGCAUGGGAUUCUCCUAUUCCAAAAUCGCCACGUUGGAGUGGAAGCACGACCGUCUCAAAUCCAGCUACACCGUCAAACGAGAAUGAUGAUGAGAACGUCAAAAUCAUUGGACAGCCCUCGGACGAGCUCAAUACUCCAACCAAGCGCACGGAUAUACAGUGGCCAGCAUUGGACAAUCUGAAUCUGAGCCCUGGUGCUCUCAAGGGUAACUUGCAACGGACUAUGUCCACCAUCAUGAAGGAAUGGGAGAAGACAACCAACAACCUUACGGAACAGCAGUUGGAUCAAACUCCCGCCGGCUCUGAACCUGAAUCGUCCAGCACCGAGGAGGUCGCUAUGAUGUCUCGAUGAAGUAUUUAAUGAGCUGGCAGGAUGGACUGGCGCGACUGGGGUAAUGAUGAUUGUCUUUCUCAUGAUGGAUGAGCCUAAUGAAAACACGAAACUGAAGAUAGAUAUAAAUGUAUAUAAGGAGGUUGAAUACUGGGAAUUAAUGU